Messenger RNA from Aspergillus nidulans FGSC A4, 1917 nucleotides. Its product is annotated as sphingosine N-acyltransferase lagA. Bases 257 to 1576 code for a protein of 439 amino acids. NCBI's taxonomy places the organism in Eukaryota, Fungi, Ascomycota, Eurotiomycetes, Eurotiales, Aspergillaceae. Gene Ontology annotation, cellular component: endoplasmic reticulum membrane; membrane. Gene Ontology annotation, biological process: ceramide biosynthetic process. The record is from RefSeq and is a predicted model, not a curated record. The transcript is spliced from 3 exons. Gene Ontology annotation, molecular function: sphingosine N-acyltransferase activity.
UCUCCUUCUCCCUUUCACUUCUUGCCUGUGCAUAGUUCCUUUCAUCUCUUCUCUUCUUUUCGUUGCUGUGUUUUCGUCUCUUGUUUUCUCUUCUUCCGCAUUUGCCAUCCUUGGCGUCUGCGACUCACUCUCCUUGCCCGUAUCUGGACGGUUGUCGAUAAGCAAAUUGACAGUGGGAGAACGGUUUGACAAAGACAAAGCUCUGAAGUACACGCUCAGAGUCUCUUGCCGGUCGAAAUUCACUAAAUUCACCAUCAUGGCUCGCACGCGCAAAUCCAGCAACCUUGGGUCGGACAUUCGAGGCGACACGAGCGCUCCCGCAAUGUCCACUAUGAAUGAGGUCAGUCCAAUUGACCCAAAGCAUCCAAGCUGGGAAAAUGUCGCACCACUCGCCGAGAAGUCCUCAAAGUCGCAUUCGAAGCGUCGCCGAAGCCGAUCCUUCCUCCGUCGGUUCAAAGACACAUGUCUGAAGCAUACUUGGGUGCUGCCCCUCCUCAUAUUGAUCGUUCUCCUCGCCGGAUAUGCCGUCAAUCCCACUCCGUCCAACCCGCUCCACUACGCGAUCUUCCUGUCUUAUCCCGAGCCUCCGAAAACUCCAGGCGGCCCGGUUAUGUACGGAAAAGGCCCGAAAGAUAUCGCAUUCGUCUCCUUCUACAUGGUCGUCCUUUCUUUCACUCGUGAAUUUCUAAUGCAGCGUAUGAUUCGUCCCUUCGCCGUAUACUGUGGGAUUCGUGGGAAGGGUAAAACCGCUAGGUUCAUGGAGCAGGUGUAUACGGCUAUCUACUUUGCCAUCUUUGGACCCUAUGGUCUUUACGUGAUGAGCCGCACCAACAUCUGGUAUUUUAACACGACUGCAAUGUUUGAAGGAUUUCCCCACAGAGAGCACGAAGGGCUUUUCAAGGCUUAUUAUCUGCUCCAAGCGAGCUACUGGGCCCAGCAGGCUAUUGUUCUCCUUCUGCAGCUGGAGAAGCCACGAAAGGACUUCAGGGAGCUUGUGGGCCACCACAUCAUCACCCUGGCUCUCAUUGCAUUGAGCUACAGGUUCCACUUCACUUACCUCGGUCUCGCUGUGUAUAUCACUCACGACGUCUCUGACUUUUUCCUGGCGACUUCCAAAACCCUCAACUAUCUCGACGCCUACAUUACUGCUCCGUACUUCGGAGUAUUCGUUUGCGUCUGGAUCUACCUCCGCCACUUCUUGAACCUGAAGUUCCUCUGGGCUGUCCUCACCGAAUUCCGUACCGUUGGACCUUUUGAGCUGAACUGGGAGACACAGCAGUACAAGUGCUGGAUCAGCCAGUACAUCACCUUUGCUUUGCUCGCUAGUCUCCAGGCCGUCAAUGCCUUUUGGCUUUUCUUGAUUCUGCGCAUCCUCAAGAACUACCUAUUCAGCAACAUCAAGAAGGAUGAGCGGAGCGACGAGGAGGAUGAGGAAGAAGAAGAAAUCGAGCAGUCUACCAACAGUACCGCAGCUCUGGCUACUGGUACCGAGCCGGCGUCUCUGACUGCGCGCUCCGUGAAUGUCGAGAAACGCACGCCCCAUGUUUUGGUCAAUGGGCAGCCUGUUAAGCGGUAAUGCCUGGGGCCGUCUGUAGCAUUCUUAAGGGGUUCAAAGGCAUCUAUUGCACAGUUGGCAAGGGAUUAUUGCUCUAUACCGCAUAACAACUACUCGGAGCUCUAUUAUCCCACUUGGUGUCUACUGCAUGUGCGGAACUCGAGUAGAGGGUUUGUCCGCAUUUUUCUCUUCUUCCCUUGUACCACCUUAGUUUUGUCUUGUGUCUGUCACGACGCAAUCAAAUGAAUAUAGCGAUGAUUCAUGAAGAAGCACUUAUGGUGGAAUUAGGUAGUUACCAGUCACUGUUUUCUAAUACUAAUGUUAAUGUGAAGCCUGCGUCGACUGCCUACUAUAGUCGAGGC